Messenger RNA from Papaver somniferum (opium poppy), 1970 nucleotides. RefSeq lists its product as uncharacterized. Lineage: Eukaryota; Viridiplantae; Streptophyta; Magnoliopsida; Ranunculales; Papaveraceae. The coding region runs from base 69 to 1787 and encodes 572 amino acids. Gene Ontology annotation, cellular component: plastoglobule; plasma membrane. The record is from RefSeq and is a predicted model, not a curated record. The transcript has 10 exons.
AAAUUAGCCGAGUCUGUCUAUCUGAGCUUCGAUUUCUUUCUUUCUUACUGGAGUGACUGGGAGUCAAAAUGGCAGGAGGAGGAGCUGUGGUUGUUUCAGCCUCAAGGGUAGUCGGAGGUGGGAGAGGUGGUGGCGGUGGAGGUGGAAUUACAGCAACAACAACAAGGUGGAAUCAUUUGCACAACCCCCCUUCUAAGAUUACUAGUACCUCCUCAAGAAAUCCAAUUCCAAUUUCAAACCCAGUCUCAAUUGGUGGUCAUAGCAGACGAAAACGGUUCUCACUCUUUGUUCGUUAUGCUCAAACCCAGGAUUUUUCAUCUCGUUUCCAAGAUGGUGUUGAGGAAUUGCCAAAAUUGGUGGAAGAUAUAGUCCAGACAUCAUUAAACACAGGCCCGCGUGGUCCGGUUCGGUUAGCUCAAGGUAUUCAAGCUUUUCUUGGUGUUGGUGCUGAAUGGCUUUCUGAUGUCUCCAAGACUGUUAACACUUCAACAGCAACAACAGGAUUACCAGCACAAAUGCAACUUGGAUUACUUUCUCCUAUUUAUCUCCGCAAAUUGUUCGAACGAAUGGGUGUUACUUAUAUCAAGUUAGGCCAGUUCAUUGCGUCGGCCCCAACCUUGUUUCCACCAGAAUAUGUGGAGGAAUUCCAAAAGUGCUUUGAUAGGGCACCUGCAGUCCCUUUUGAACAAAUUCAAGCUAUUUUACGGCAGGAGUUAGGGACGACUAUAGAUAGUGUUUAUGACUAUGUUGAUCCAGUUCCUCUAGCAUCGGCUUCUGUUGCGCAGGUUCAUGCUGCAAAGCUGAGAGGUUCCCAGCAAGACGUGGUGAUAAAGGUUUUAAAGCCUGGAAUUGAGGACACAUUAGUUGCAGACCUCAACUUUAUUUAUGUUGUUUCACGAAUUCUGGAAUUCUUGAAUCCCGAAUUCAGCCGUACGUCACUGGUUGAUAUUGUUAAAGAUAUAAAGGAAUCAAUGCUUGAAGAAGUUGACUUCAAAAAGGAAGCUGCAAACAUCGAGUCAUUUCAAAGUUAUCUUGAAGCAAUGGGUCUCACAAGGCAAGCUACAGCUCCAAAAGUGUAUCCGCAGUGCAGUACUCGACGAAUAUUGACCAUGGAGAGGCUGUAUGGAGUUCCUCUCACUGAUCUAAACUCCAUUAGAUCCCUUGUUACUAGUCCAGAGACAACACUUAUUACAGCGCUAAAUGUGUGGUUUGGCAGUUUGCUGGCUUGUGAAACCUUUCAUGCUGAUGUACAUGCAGGAAAUUUGUGGGUUCUUCGCGAUGGCCGAAUUGGAUUCCUUGAUUUUGGGAUUGUGGGACGUAUUUCCCCGAAAACAUGGGCAGCUAUGGAGGGAUUUUUGGCAUCUAUUGCUAUUGAAGAAUAUGAACAGAUGGCGUCAUCCUUAAUUGACAUGGGUGCAACUAGCAGCAAUGUGGAUGCCAAAGCAUUUGCAAGAGACCUGGAAAAAGUUUUUUCUUCAAUACAGGAUUUGGACACUGAAGUCAUUGUUGCUGCAGCUAGAGGUUCGGACGCGAGAACUACUGUAGCUGCUAACGUAGUUGUUGAUGAGAGGCAGAUGAAUGCUCUAUUCCUUGAUGUGGUACGGGUGAGUGAAUCUUAUGGGCUGAGAUUUCCUCGUGAGUUUGCACUUCUUAUGAAGCAACUUCUGUAUUUCGAUCGUUAUACCCGUCUGUUGGCUCCAAACAUGAACAUGCUCCAGGACCAGAGAAUCAGUAUUGCCUCGAACAGACAACGGGACAUCAAAAACAACAUGGAUAAUUGGCGAUGAAUCGUCUGCUAGUAGUUAUGCACGUCCAACACAAGAUUAAUUGUUCCACUUAUAGGCUGUAUGGCAACUCUUAGUAGAGCUUCCAACAAGAACUGGUUGUACUUGUAUAUGAAUCUUACUCUUACUACACAAAGCAAUAAGAAAAUCUAAGUGUGACCUUUACAGGUAAACCGCUUUCUAACA